AUGUCCACCAACCCGAAGUACGGUCGAGAAGCGCUGCGGGCGCGUUUCGCGGAUGCAGCGAAGAGUGUCACCGAGUUGUACCGCACCGCGGUUGUUUCGUACGAUGCCGGGUACCGCGACGCCCUGUUGUUUGUUCAUCGCUACAUUCUGCUUGACACCCCGGCCGCAAUGACAACCGACGUCGUUUUGCCCCAUAGUGGCCAGCCGCCCGCAAAGACGGCGAGUCCAUUGGCAUCAGCGCGGUCACCGGAAGCAGAACGAUUGCUGCGGUUCAUUCAAAACACGCUCAAGCGCCACGAAGCGGUGUCGGCCGCCUCACGUGGCAUGUCACGCCGGCGGAAGCGCUCCCCGGGCUGGAUCGAGCGGCCGGCGUGUGGUGUGUGCGCGGAUGGGGAGAGCAGUAUCAUGCCGGAUGGCGGUCGUGGCGCGCCGUGUCGCCGGACAAGUUUCUCCGCCCGUGUAUUCGAGGAGUCGGGCGCGGAGGUACACGACAUGCUGAGCAACGUCCGCAUCGCACAUCCUGCGGAGUCCGACUCGGGAAUAUCAGACGAAGAGUUUGCAGCGGAACGGUAA
Molecule: messenger RNA, 573 nt
Organism: Trypanosoma cruzi
Lineage: Eukaryota; Euglenozoa; Kinetoplastea; Trypanosomatida; Trypanosomatidae
Exons: 1
Coding region: 1-573 (190 amino acids)
Source: RefSeq, a predicted model, not a curated record